AACUCCACUCACAGCGAGAGCAGCUCACACUGCUUGAGUAUCCACUCAUGGAGAUACUUUCGGUCCUCACUAUUUGCGAUAACUAUCAGAGAAACCUGAGGCUCACGACUUUAUGAUUUUCACCACGUGCAAAACAUGCCGUAAAACCUGCUUAGGGCUCAUCUGACAAAGUUGGCUGGCUGUUCUGGGACGGAACAGAUUAAAGGGGAUAGUACAUGGAUAUUUCUCAGUCUCUGGUCAAUCUCGGCUGUGAGAGCAUAAAAUUGACCACUACUUAAGCUGUUAAUCGUGGAGAAACGAAAAGAAAAGCGAGCAAGUGGGCAUGCCACCCAAGAAAAAGGGUUCGGCGGACCGUCAGGACUCAGGGGCCACUGAGGAGAAGGAGAAGAAUGCCCAAGUCCAGCUGGAGAAGGCCAAGUUUAAGCCUGUUGCUUUCGCCGUGCGCACAAACUUCACCUACACUCCUGCAGAUGAUGACAACGUCCCCAUACCAGGGCACGGGGUUUCUUUUGAAGCUAAAGACUUCCUGCAUAUCAAAGAGAAAUUUAACAAUGACUGGUGGAUUGGACGGCCUGUAAAGGAAGGGGGAGAGGUUGGUUUUAUCCCCAGCCCGGUGAACCUGGAGACGAUUCUGAUCAGAAGAGAGGUGCAGGCCAGGAAGGCCGCCAAAGCGCUGGCCAAUAAAGCGGCUACUGCUGCCAAAGAGGAUAUGAAUGCAAAGAAAGCUGCUCCACCACAAACAGUUCAACAAGUGAAGAAGAAAUCGGGAGAGCAACUGGCUGCAUAUGAUGUUGUGCCUUCAAUGCGUCCUGUGGUGCUCAUGGGCCCUUCGCUCAAGGGCUAUGAGGUUACAGACAUGAUGCAAAAAGCUCUCUUUGAUUUUUUAAAACACAGAUUUGAAGGAAGAAUUACUAUCACCCGGGUGACAGCAGAUAUUGCACUUGCCAAGAGAUCGAUCCUCAACAACCCCAGCAAGCACGCCAUAAUGGAUCGCUCCAACAACCGCUCCAGUUUAGAUGCCGCGGCCCAAAUCCAAGGAGAGGUUGAGAGGAUUUUUGAGUUAGCACGCAGUCUACAGCUUGUAGUUCUGGAUGCCGACACCAUUAACCAUCCUCUCCAACUCAGCAAGACCUCCUUGGCCCCGAUCUUGGUGUAUGUCAAGAUUUCAUCACCCAAGGUUCUGACAAGAUUGAUAAAGACCAGGGGCAAAUCUCAGACUAAACAUUUGAAUGUUCAGAUGGUGGCCGCAGACAAACUGGCCCAGUGUCCCAAUGUAAGUGUGCCCUCUGUAAAUGCUAAAGACAUUAAAAUGUUUUCCAUAUGA
This is a messenger RNA of Sinocyclocheilus grahami, 1324 nucleotides long. RefSeq names its product voltage-dependent L-type calcium channel subunit beta-4-like. Gene Ontology annotation, biological process: calcium ion transmembrane transport. NCBI's taxonomy places the organism in Eukaryota, Metazoa, Chordata, Actinopteri, Cypriniformes, Cyprinidae. The record is from RefSeq and is a predicted model, not a curated record. Gene Ontology annotation, molecular function: voltage-gated calcium channel activity; protein binding. Gene Ontology annotation, cellular component: voltage-gated calcium channel complex. The transcript is spliced from 12 exons. The coding region runs from base 323 to 1324 and encodes 333 amino acids.